This is a messenger RNA of Ambispora gerdemannii, 858 nucleotides long. NCBI's taxonomy places the organism in Eukaryota, Fungi, Glomeromycota, Glomeromycetes, Archaeosporales, Ambisporaceae. The record is from the annotation of a GenBank genome assembly.
AUGAAUAAUAAUAAAAAUUCCAAAGACACAAUACCCAUUGACAAUAUUAAUAAAAACACAGCCAUUGACAUUGGCUUUAUGAAAGAACUACUAAAUAAAUUAUUAGCCCUAAAAAGUUCCGGACAGCCCGAUCAAAAUGUAGUUGACGGUUUAGAAAAAUGGAUAAACCAAACCAAUAGAGACAUCAAAACAAUCUUCAAAUUCGUCGAACGUCAUCACGCAAAUAAUCCAGAAUUCGUAUAUCUGUUUGGAUACCUUAUCCAUUACGGACUGGGAACAGACGCAGAUCCAGUUACCGCUUUCAAAUACUACUCUUACGUAGCUGAAAGUGGGAUAAAUUAUGGACAGUCGCGAGUAGCUUGGUGCUUCCGUCUAGGACUCGGUGUAGAGGCUGAUAGUGUCAAAUCAUUUGAAUGGUUCAAAAAAGCCGCAGAAAAUAAUCAUCUAAUUUCACAAUUUAACAUGGGAUUAUUUUAUUGUAACGGAACCGGCACCGAGCAAAAUCUCGAGAUGGGAUUCAAAUGGUUUCAGGUUGCGGCAAAUCGAGGGAACGAACUUGCGCAAUUUGAACUCGCGAAAAUGUAUUUAAGUGGUAAAUGGAUCAAGAAGGAUUACCGAAAAGCGAAUUAUUGGAUGUGGAAGGGUGCCGAUUACUGGAUGUGGAAGGAUGCCAAUGAUUGUAACGUUUUUGUUACGAAGAAGAAUAGUUGUUUGUUCUCUUUGGCUUCAAAUGCGGCUAAUGGUAUGGGUGUAAAAAGAGAUUUACAUCAGACUUUUCGGUUAUAUCGAAGCAUUCUAAAUAAUGGGCAUUUAUGGAGUCAAUGGAAAAGCCGGUUGCAAUCACUAAUUAAACCAUAG